AUGGGUGCUUGGCCCCCCGUCUACUCCCUGAAAGACCUGAGACUUGCUAACCUGCCUGGAGAAAGGCUAUUGAGGAAAGUGAAUGGUAAAGAUUCACUCCAGAGUGAUGUGCUGGUCAGAGGCAUUGUGGACACCAGCCAGAUCUUUGGUCUGAGCAAGACCGAACCCGGCUACUUAAGCUACUUUGCCCCCUACGAUGGGAUUUUGGGUCUGGCCUUCUCCAACGUCUCCUCCUCUGGAGCCACACCAGUCUUUGAGAACAUGAUGACCGGGGGUUUGGUGUCCCAGGACCUCUUCUCUCUCUACCUGACCAAUAAUUCAUGCAUCUUCCCUGACUCUCCUCUCUCCCUUCUCGUGAUGUUCAGUGGCAUCGACUCAUCUUACUACUCUGGGAGCCUGAACUGGAUCCCUCUCUCCUACUGGGAAAUCACCAUGGACAGCAUCACCAUGAAUGGCCACCUGAUCUCUUGUGCUAAUGGCUGGCAGGCUAUUGUCGACACCGGCACCUCUGUGCUGGCGGGGGCCCCCAUGGCCAUCUCCAAAAUCCUGCACUACGUUGGUGCCCGCGGGAUCUCCAGCAACCUGAUCAGCUGCAGUGCCAAGCACACCCUGCCCGACAUCAUCUUCACUAUCAAUAGCAUCAGGUUCCCUCUGCCCGCCACCGCCUACAUCCGCCAGAACUCAGGCUCUUGCUCUCCCGGCUUUGAAGGCAUUGACGUCCGCACCUCCUCCGGAGAGCUCUGGAUCCUCGGAGACAUCUUCAUCCACCAGUACUACGUUGUCUGUGACAGGGCCUAUAAAUCAUUGUUGCAAGCAGGGUCCUAUGGUUGCACCACGUCUUGUACAGAAGAGGUCAAGUGGGAUCCGACCGACGCCGAUGCUUGCAGAGUGUCCUGGAAUGGGCUCCUGAUGGUCAGCAUGGGCGACCGGGACUGGCUAGAGCUGCCUUUCACUCUGGCAGAGUUCUCGGAAGCCCUCCGUCUCAUGCCCAUCACUGGAGUUCUACCACUCCAAUGA
Molecule: messenger RNA, 1017 nt
Organism: Caretta caretta (loggerhead turtle)
Lineage: Eukaryota; Metazoa; Chordata; Testudines; Cheloniidae
Source: RefSeq, a predicted model, not a curated record